GAGGAAACGCGGUGGCGGUGACCAUUCGACUAGACGAGACUAAGCCCCUUUGGCGCCUGAACCUCCAGCCCCUUUCCAGUCCUUCUGUUCAGUUCGAGCGGCUGUCGAGCUGCUGCUGACUACUCCGCCUACCGCUACAACCUCCACCACCACCGACCACCAACAAACCCUCGACUCUCUCCCCUUCUCUCCUCCACUUCUCAACAUCCAACUCCCCAUUCUCGCUCUGUUCAUCAUCUCUCCUCCUCCCUUCCUUACCUGUCAACCUCUCAUUUCUUUUUCUCUUUGUUCUUCGUAGUUCGAUUCUAAUCCACCCCUAAACACCAUGGAAGAGGAAGUUGCUGCUCUCGUUAUCGACAAUGGUUCGGGUAUGUGCAAGGCCGGUUUCGCCGGUGACGAUGCCCCCCGUGCCGUCUUCCCCUCCAUUGUCGGUCGUCCCCGUCACCAUGGUAUCAUGAUCGGUAUGGGUCAGAAGGACUCCUACGUCGGUGAUGAGGCACAGUCCAAGCGUGGUAUCCUCACACUCAGAUACCCCAUUGAGCACGGUGUUGUCACGAACUGGGAUGACAUGGAGAAGAUUUGGCACCACACAUUCUACAACGAGCUUCGUGUCGCUCCUGAGGAGCACCCCGUUCUCUUGACCGAAGCCCCCAUCAAUCCCAAGUCCAACCGUGAGAAGAUGACUCAGAUCGUCUUCGAGACUUUCAACGCUCCCGCCUUCUACGUCUCUAUUCAGGCCGUUCUCUCCCUGUAUGCUUCCGGUCGUACCACCGGUAUCGUCCUUGACUCUGGUGAUGGUGUUACCCACGUCGUCCCCAUCUACGAGGGUUUCGCUCUUCCCCACGCCAUCUCCCGUGUCGACAUGGCUGGUCGUGACCUGACGGACUACCUGAUGAAGAUCUUGGCCGAGCGCGGAUACACCUUCUCCACUACCGCUGAGCGUGAAAUUGUCCGUGACAUCAAGGAGAAGCUCUGCUACGUCGCCCUUGACUUCGAGCAGGAGAUCCAGACCGCUUCUCAGAGCUCCAGCCUCGAGAAGUCCUACGAACUGCCUGAUGGUCAGGUUAUCACCAUCGGCAACGAGCGCUUCCGUGCUCCUGAGGCUCUCUUCCAGCCCAGCGUUCUUGGUCUGGAAAGCGGUGGUAUCCACGUCACCACUUUCAACUCUAUCAUGAAGUGUGAUGUCGACGUCCGUAAGGAUCUGUACGGCAACAUCGUUAUGUCUGGUGGUACCACCAUGUACCCUGGUAUCUCCGACCGUAUGCAGAAGGAAAUCACCGCCCUUGCGCCCUCAUCCAUGAAGGUCAAGAUCAUUGCUCCUCCUGAGCGCAAAUACUCCGUCUGGAUCGGUGGUUCCAUCUUGGCUUCUCUGUCCACCUUCCAACAGAUGUGGAUCUCCAAGCAGGAGUACGAUGAGAGCGGUCCUUCGAUCGUCCACCGCAAGUGCUUCUAAGCUCUUGCGUUGUAUAUGGUCGUUGUCGCGUAUUUUCUGUUGUAUUAAAAGAUCAAACGAGAUCAAGGGAUGGCUCGCGGGCUGUCUCUCGCACUAGGAGGAAGAAUGCCUGAAAAAGGAACUUUGAUUUUAGCUGUGGAAUAGAGAUGGCUUGUUUGAGGACGCUUGUCGCUUGGCGCAGGGACUUGAAUGGCAGCUUGUGGAAACCGAAGGCGAGAAAAGUCGACGGAUACUGUACGUGGUUCUAUUGCCAGUGCGGUGGAAGCUUCCUUCUCAUAUAGUUCAAUCCUUCUUUGAAUCUGUUUGUUUCAUAUUUGGACUGUUUCAUUCUCUGCUUGCGCAUUCUCAUCUUCGAGAACGACUGCAGGGAUUGUUGGUUCUGUGGAGCUGAUGAGCGCGCCUUGACCACCCUUGUUCUUGUUUUGCUCUUUUGUUCUCAUUUAACCCGUUUCUCCCUUCCAACCCUUUGACCUUGCAACAUUGUCUCCCAGCGCGUUGCCAAAGCGAACUUGAUAUCAGUAUAGUAUGACCAAGUAGUCUACCAAAAUAAAUUUUAGUACAGUAUUGCUAGUUAUA
This is a messenger RNA of Aspergillus nidulans FGSC A4, 2029 nucleotides long. RefSeq names its product actin actA (gene act1). The coding region runs from base 326 to 1453 and encodes 375 amino acids. The transcript is spliced from 7 exons. Lineage: Eukaryota; Fungi; Ascomycota; Eurotiomycetes; Eurotiales; Aspergillaceae. Gene Ontology annotation, cellular component: actin filament; cellular bud neck contractile ring; mitotic actomyosin contractile ring, intermediate layer. Gene Ontology annotation, biological process: mitotic actomyosin contractile ring contraction; vacuole inheritance; DNA repair. The record is from RefSeq and is a predicted model, not a curated record. Gene Ontology annotation, molecular function: ATP binding; ATP hydrolysis activity; identical protein binding.